AUGGCUGAUGGACCACCACCACCACCCCCUCCCCCUCAUGGCACUCCGCCAAAAUCAUCCGGUCUACCGCCAGGGAAUUAUGACAUUUUUAUCAUUCCACCACAUGCGUCAGGUUCAGGAUUUCUCUACUUGCCCUCACUGCAACCAAAUGUUAAUAGUUUCGUAGCGGGGUUUGCUUCAGCUCUUGUGCUUGUCGCACUAACUUUCAUAUUAAAACCACUCAUGGAUUCCAUGAAAGGAGGUGGAGGGCCAGCAACCUUGAUUUUGAUGGUUGCAAUUGGGUUGGGAGCUUGGGCACUAGGGCGGAUGCAAUCGAACGGUGAGACCAGGCCCGGACCAAGUCAAGGAUCGGGUGCACCUCCGCAUGGUGGAUCAUCUUCAGGUGCCAAUAAUAACACAUAUUCCAAUGGAUCAGCUUCAACUGGUGGGCCACGAACUUCAGGAACUGGAUUUUCACCUGGAUCCACAUCAGAGGGGGCUGGGGGACCUCCACCUAAUCCGCAGGCCGGAUCUGGCGCAAGAAAAAGAUCAAGUGAAGGUUGGGAACAAACUCCUCCUCCUUCGCCUGAUGCCGGUCCAGAGAUGCCGGGCGCAACACCAAGGUACAGUCCUGGCACAACCCCUGGCGCAAACGAUGACACUCGAUCGAAAGAAAAUGCCUCGAGGACGGCGUGGGAAGAGGCUCGAGAGAGGACUAGAAGGAAGGAAGAGGAGAGAAAGAAGGUAGAGGCCGAGAAGAAGCGAAAGGAAGAUUUGGAAAAGAGAUUGAGAGAGUUGCGAGCAAAAGAAGCUCUGGAACGAGCUACCCGCGAGAAAAAACAGAGGGCCGAACGCGAAGCUAGGGAGCAAAAGGAAAGAGAGGAACGAGAAGCAAGGGAGCGAAAGGAGAGAGAGGAACGGGAAGCCAAGGAACGAAGAGAUAGGGAAGAGCUGGAGGCUCGGGAGAAGAGAGAACGAGCAGCCCGAGAGAAGGAAAGAGGGGAACGCGAAAGGUUGGCGAAGUUGGAGAGGGAGGAUCAACAGGCUCGAGAGAGAAAGGCAAAGGCGGACCGCGAAAUUCGAGAACGAAUAAAGGCAGAAACAGAGCGAAUCAAGGCAGAAGCAGAGGCUAAAGCAAGAGCGGACUACGAUAGAAGACUUAGAGAGGAAAUAGCUAGGAGGGAGGCUCUAAGGAAAGAAGAGGAAGCCAGGAGGGAGGUUUUAAGGAAGGAAGAGGAAGCAAUUAAGAAAGAGCAAGAAAAAUUACGACUAGAAGCUAUUGCUAGAGUAGAAGCCGACAAGAAAGCCAGAGCAGACAAGGAAAAAGCAGACGCGGAGGCAAAAGCAAAGGCGGAAAAGGCAAGAGCUGCUGCGAAAGCAUGGGCAGAUGCUAAAGCCGCAGCGGCAGCAAAACGUGAGGCCAAAGCCAAAGAAGAGCGCGAGAAGGAAGUAGCGGCGCAAAUACGUGAGGUCAAACUUAAGGAGGAACGCGAGAAAGCAGCCGAAAUAGCAGCUCAAAUGAGGGAACUCAAACUCAAGGAAGAGCGUGAAAGGGCAGCCGAAAUAGCAGCUCAAAUGAGGGAACUCAAGCUCAAGGAAGAGCGUGAAAGGGCAGCCGAAGUAGAAGCGCAAAUAAGAGAAGUCAAACUCCAAGAAGAACGUGAAAGGGCAGCCCUAGCCGCACUCGCAGCGGAACGGAGAAAACCGAAUACGUAUUCGAAUGCUGGAGUGGGGGAGAGAAUAAGCCCUUGGCCAAAUGGAAAACCGCCCACAACAACUCCCGCUCCCCCCACUACCAGCUCUAUACCCCGACCUCAAGCACAAUCCACCGCAUUCAAGAAACCCCCGGUCUCAACUGCAAGAACGUAUGCAGGUACCGACAAGGAUGCCCAGUCCCACUCACCUUAUGCACAAACGCCAAGACCAGCCCGAAAAAAGUCACUCAGUUCCUUGUAUUCCGAAUCCUCAUACGCGGCCUCACAAUCGACGAGUAGAACCACCCCACCUCCUUCCACACGAGCAGCAUAUAGCACCAAGGAUCCGGAUAAAAUUGUUAUCAAAGGUGUAUUCGCAUUCAAUAAUGCAUUCCACAAAACUCCUACAUCUCAACUUCUAUCUGGUGUCGGUUCUGUUACCGACGGACUAAUAUUAAGAAUCACAACAGAGGGUCUCUUCAUUGAUGACGAUGUACGAGGUGUCGCUCAACGAGAGUGGGAUGUCAAAGCAUGGACAAUGAAACUCGUAGAGGUAUGGUGCCCAUCUUUCAGACAAGCAUCGCGUGUUCCUCCCGCUACCACUGCUCACAAAAAUCCCGUUCGACGCCUUUGGGGUCUCGAUAAAGAAUUAGCAGCAAGUGAAGAAGAAAAAGACGCUCUUCUAGUUAGUAUGCUGCAACUCUGCCGGGAUAAUUGUCGCGCGCGUGCCAUUUCUAAUUCUUCCACUGCGCAUUCUGCUAGUGGUUCUGUCUAUUCUGCCAGUUCUUAUGCUUCAUCUGAUACUAGAUCGUCUGUCUCAUCUGAUUAUGCUGAUUCCAUUGGGUCGUCUAAUUCUCCUUAUGGCGAGAAAUCAAAGAGAACCACUAACCAUAAUGCGCAGACUGGUGAGAAUAAAACAGCUGGUCUGCAUAUUUUGAGGGCGAGCAUUAGGGACCAAGAAGGCAAAAAGUAUGUCUUUGUGGUUCAAGAAAGUGAGGCUUGGAAGGUAGCAUUAGGGUUACAGAGAUUGAGGAGGGGAACCCAAGUGAGAAGUUUAGGUGUUAGUGGCAUGAGCCCUAAUGAUGCAAAAGCUACACUGGAUAACUUGGGAUGGUUUUGA
Botrytis deweyae is the source of this 2793-nucleotide messenger RNA. RefSeq lists its product as uncharacterized. The record is from RefSeq and is a predicted model, not a curated record. The transcript has a single exon. NCBI's taxonomy places the organism in Eukaryota, Fungi, Ascomycota, Leotiomycetes, Helotiales, Sclerotiniaceae. The coding region runs from base 1 to 2793 and encodes 930 amino acids.